UCCAGUAGCAGCCUCGGGAGAGUAUUGCCAGACUCUCGCAGCAACAACCUGCUUGAUUAUCAUCCACCGAUCUAAGGUAAUGAUGAUGAUGAUGAUGAUGAUGAUGAUAAUGAUGAUAGUGUUACCAGCAUCGGCCAUCAGCAUCCCAGGGCACCGCAAGGAGGUCCUCGACUCGCUCAGGAGACAGCUGGGGAAGCACUACUACCCGACGAAGGCACAGCAGGGAAGCCACGACCUAGCAGACAACCUGUGUGUGGUUCAUUCUAUCCUCGCUCUGGUCUCCACACAAUCCUGGAGCAACACCAUGUGGGACGCUAGUGGUAAGGUGAGUGACGGUGUGGGCCUGGGUGCCACAGAAGCCAGGGGUGACCCUCACCUGUGUCUGAGUGUCAGUGUGGCACUCCCUGGCACCCUCACCUCUCACCUCCACCACUACGAGGCUCAGCUGGCCUCGCACAACCUCACACUCCAGCAGCCACUGCAGCAGGAGGUCCUCCUUCAGCAGGACACCUUCUUCAGGGGCAAGUAUUGCCUCGUCACCCUGAGGAAGGAAGAUAGUGUAGGGCAGAGCGGUGGGUCGUGGCAGGCAGUGAGUACCAUGGCAGGCAGGUACCAGCACACCUACGGUACUUGUGUACCUCACACCUGCACUACACACUUCCUGCAGGAGUGGCUGCAGCAGCAGCAGCAAGAGACCGGGACCUCUCUCACCGUCACCUGUCAUGAUGAUUCCCAUCACCACACCUGGACCAGGAGUGACCUCUCCUUCCUGUGA
Cherax quadricarinatus is the source of this 775-nucleotide messenger RNA. The record is from RefSeq and is a predicted model, not a curated record. NCBI's taxonomy places the organism in Eukaryota, Metazoa, Arthropoda, Malacostraca, Decapoda, Parastacidae.